AUGGUAGCAAUAAAUGGUAACAGUAUCAUUAUUAGCAUCGUCAUCGUCUCCAUCAUCAACAUCGUCAUCGUCUCCAUCAUCAACAUGGUCAUCGUCUCCAUCAUCAGCAUCGUCAUCCUGUUUAGUGUACAGUUCUUGUGGAACAAGUUAGUACAAGUCAGGCAUCACCCCACAACUACUGCCCUAAGCCAAGCUAAUGGUGCCCCUGCUAAUGAUACUACAGCUAAUGGUGCCCCUCCUAAUGGCACUGCAGCUAAUGGUGCCCCUCCUAAUGAUACUACAGCUAAUGGUGCCCCUCCUAAUGGCACUAUGAUAGCUAAUAGUGUCCCUGCUAAUGAUACUACAGCUAAUGGUGCCCCUCCUAAUGACACUACAGCUAAUGGUGCCCCUCCUAAUGAUACUACAGCUAAUGGUGCCCCUGCUAAUGACACUAUGAUAGCUAAUGAUGCCCCUCCUAAUGAUACUACAGCUAAUGGUGCCCCUACUAAUGACACUAUGAUAGCUAAUAGUGUCCCUGCUAAUGGCACUACAGCUAAUGGUGCCCCUCCUAAUGAUACUACAGCUAAUGGUGCCCCUCCUAAUGGCACUACAGCUAAUGGUGCCCCUCCUAAUGAUACUACAGCUAAUGGUGCCCCUCCUAAUGAUACUACAGCUAAUGGUGCCCCUCCUAAUGAUACUACAGCUAAUGGUGCCCCUCCUAAUGGCACUACAGCUAAUGGUGCCCCUCCUAAUGAUACUACAGCUAAUGGUGCCCCUCCUAAUGAUACUACAGCUAAUGCUAAUGGUGCCCCUCCUAAUGAUACUACAGCUAAUGGUGCCCCUCCUAAUGGCACUACAGCUAAUGGUGCCCCUCCUAAUGGCACUACAGCUAAUGGUGCCCCUCCUAAUGGCACUACAGCUAAUGGUGCCCCUCCUAAUGAUACUACAGCUAAUGGUGCCCCUCCUAAUGAUACUACAGCUAAUGGUGCCCCUCCUAAUGGCACUACAGCUAAUGGUGCCCCUCCUAAUGGCACUACAGCUAACGGUGCCCCUCCUAAUGAUACUACAGCUAAUGGUGCCCCUCCUAAUGAUACUACAGCUAAUGGUGCCCCUCCUAAUGAUACUACAGCUAAUGGUGCCCCUCCUAAUGACACUACAGCUAAUAGUGCCCCUGCCAAUGGCACUACAGCUAAUGGUGCCCCUCCUAAUGAUACUACAGCUAAUGGUGCCCCUCCUAAUGGCACUGCAGCUAAUGGUGUCCCUCCUAAUGAUACUACAGCUAAUGGUGCCCCUCCUAAUGGCACUACAGCUAAUGGUGCCCCUGCUAAUGACACUAUGAUAGCUAAUGAUGCCCCUCCUAAUGAUACUACAGCUAAUGGUGCCCCUGCUAAUUACACUAUGAUAGCAAAUAGUGCCCCGGCUACUGAUACUACUACAGCUACUGGUACCGCUGCUAAUGACACUAUGAUAGCUAAUGGUACCCCUCCUAAUGACACUACUACAGGUAAUCCUGACCCUACUAUUGACGCUACGCCUUCUAAUGUUGUCCCCACUCCGCUAAUUCAGAAUUUUGCUGCUGUUACCACAAAGGGUGUCACUGCUAAUUAUGACGCUAGUACUCAAGAAGGAUGGCGAGGGAGCAAUGGCGACAGUGGUAAGAGAAACCAGGAGACUCUACACAGACCAGGGAUGAAACUCCAACACCGCCUGAAGACUCCAAGUACUAUCAACUUGACUGAGAAAAGGAAAGAGAAGGUGGCUGCAGUCUUAACACCAGAGUUGACCUCGCCAGUGGUGUCCGACGAAGAGGACUGCAACCUUAUUUUAAUGGGUUUUCAUGGGAAAGUGACAAGCUGCUACAUUAUACCACUCUACUGGACAAUGACAAAAUGGCCUCAGCAUCCUCCAGAGCCAAAAUGA
Haliotis rubra (blacklip abalone) is the source of this 1899-nucleotide messenger RNA. Its product is annotated as ribosome-binding protein 1-like. The record is from RefSeq and is a predicted model, not a curated record. Lineage: Eukaryota; Metazoa; Mollusca; Gastropoda; Lepetellida; Haliotidae. Bases 1 to 1899 code for a protein of 632 amino acids. The transcript is spliced from 6 exons.